AUGGCCAACACCAUCUAUCUCAUCACUGGCGCUAGCCGCGGAAUUGGUCGUGGUCUAGUCGAGAAACUCCUCGCUCGCCCCAACACCACCGUCAUCGCGGCCGUCCGCGACCCCGCCGGCGCCUCAUCCCAGUCUCUAGAAUCCCUCUCUAAGGACAACUCCUCUCGCCUGUAUGUCGUGAAAAUCGAUUCCAAGUCUUCCACCGACCCAACUGCUGCAGUCGAGACCCUCCAGACAGAACACGGCCUCGACCACAUCGACGUGGUGAUUGCCAACGCCGGUAUCUGCAAUGACUUGGCGCCCAUUCACGAGGUCUCCAUCCCCGAGAUACGCGAGCAUGUCGACGUCAAUGUCUACGGGCCCAUCUACCUCUUCCAAGCGGUCUACCCGCUGCUCAAGAAGAGCGCGAAGCCCACCUUCGUAGGAAUCGGUAGUCCGCUAGGCAGCAUCGCCGGCAUGGAGCAGCGCCCGUACCCAUGUACCGCGUACGGCGCCAGCAAGGCUAUGCUGCACUGGAUUGUGCGCAAGGUUCACUUCGAGAAUGAGGACUUUGUGAGCUUCGUUGCUGAUCCUGGAUUCGUCCAAACUGACAUGGGAAAUACCGGCGCCCGGCUCUUCGGGCUCGAGAAGGCAUACCAGACGAUUGAAGAGAGCGUUGACGGUAUCGUGAAGACUAUUGAUGAGGGGACGAGGGAGUCGGUUGGUGCGCAGCUGCGCGUGUGGGAUGGAAGCCAGUUCCCAUGGUGA
This is a messenger RNA of Penicillium concentricum, 747 nucleotides long. RefSeq names its product SDR family oxidoreductase. The coding region runs from base 1 to 747 and encodes 248 amino acids. Lineage: Eukaryota; Fungi; Ascomycota; Eurotiomycetes; Eurotiales; Aspergillaceae. The record is from RefSeq and is a predicted model, not a curated record. The transcript has 2 exons.